AUGCUAAACGAUAUUAUAGAUGAUAACGAUAAUAUAGAUGAAAACGAAAAUAUAGAUGAUAACGAUAAUAUAGAUGAUGACGAUGAUAUCGACUCUAACGAUGAUAUCGACUCUAACGAUGAUAUAGAUGAUAGCGGUCAUAUAGAGGAACUUCCAACUGAAACCGAAAAUAACCAGAAGACGAAGUAUAUUAUGGACAUGUUACAAGGUAUAUGUCAGAAUAUCCCAUUAAUUAUCAUGUAUUUAAAAGAAAUAACUUUAAAUAACGUUAAUAAGUUUAACGACGACUCGAUAAUAUUUAGCAUGUAUUUGACGUUCUGCGGCGACUACAAGGGAUACAUUGAUGCCCGUUGCAAUAGUCCAUUUCCCAGCAUUAAAGCUUUAAAAAAGGUUUUUGAGCACAAAUCGGAAAAUUGUGUAAGCGAGUCGAUGAUCAACAUUUGGAGUUGGAAUUUAUUUAAAUUAACCAAUGAG
Messenger RNA from Cinara cedri, 474 nucleotides. The record is from the annotation of a GenBank genome assembly. NCBI's taxonomy places the organism in Eukaryota, Metazoa, Arthropoda, Insecta, Hemiptera, Aphididae.